GCAGAAAACAUCGAUUAGGAGUGCAUAUCGACGAUACAAGCAGGAUUACCACUAAUUUGUACAUUAGCAGACGUAUAAUUGUGUGAUCUCUUCGAAGAAUUAUAUAAUAAUAUGCCAAUUCGCCCGUUAAUUCCUGAGUUAGCUGAAAAAGCUCGAUUGGAGCUAAAUGAAGAUCCAAAAAGAAUCGAAAGUGAUCUUCAGCAUCUUAAGGAAUGGAUCUCCAAACAACCUCAUUUAAAGGCAAGAACAGAUGACCAAUGGCUUAUAGUAUUUCUACGCGCAUGCAAACAUAGCCUUGAAAGAACUAAAGAAAAAUUGGACCUCUACUAUUCUAUGCGAACAUUGGCUCCAGAAUUUUUCCAACUUAAAAUUACAGAUGAUAAGUUUAAGGAGAUUUUGGAAUCGGGUUGUUUUGUUAUGCUACCAAAAUUAGCUGCAGUCGAUGGCCAGAGGGUUUGUAUAGCUCGACCAGGGGCUAUAAAUACAGACAAAUUCAACCUCCUGGAUUUCUUUGCUGUAUCAAAUGCUAUACAAACGAUAAUGCUGAUAGAAGAUGAUAAUACCGUUGUAUCAGGAAUACAAACUAUUUCGGAUUUGGAGGGAAUGAACAUGGGGCUCUUUUUACAAAUGACGCCAAGUGUGAUGAAGAAAAUGGCAGUUUUUUCACAGGAAGCGGCACCAAUGCGGUUCAAGAGCGGGCAUCAUGUGAAUGUUGGCAGCGGAUUUGAAAAGUUUUUUAAUGCCAUUAAAGUGUUCUUGAACGAGAAAACUAAAAGCAGACUUCACGUUCACAAUAAAAACUUUGAAGAAAUGUAUAAGACAAUCCCUAAGGAAAUAUUACCUGUAGAAUAUGGCGGUAACGGUGGAAGUAUUCCAGAGAUCGUUGAAUACUGGAAGAAGAAAAUCGAAGAAUAUAAAGAAUGGCUAAUAGAAGAUCAGCAACAUGGCACUGAUGAAAGCAAGAGACCAGGAAAGCCAAAGUCUGCUGAAGAAAUGUUUGGAGUAGAUGGAUCAUUCCGCCAGCUUGAAUUUGACUAAAUAAAACUAAAAUGCUUACUG
Messenger RNA from Leptidea sinapis, 1059 nucleotides. RefSeq names its product alpha-tocopherol transfer protein-like. The record is from RefSeq and is a predicted model, not a curated record. Bases 112 to 1038 code for a protein of 308 amino acids. NCBI's taxonomy places the organism in Eukaryota, Metazoa, Arthropoda, Insecta, Lepidoptera, Pieridae. Gene Ontology annotation, cellular component: membrane. The transcript has 7 exons. Gene Ontology annotation, molecular function: phosphatidylinositol bisphosphate binding.